AUAGUUUACAGUAAACUUCAGUCGCUCAUUGACGCUUAUUGUGAAAAGUACUCUGAGUAAAGUCUUUUUGAGAGAAAUCUUUCUUCAAAAUGAAGCUGUUGUUUAUAACAUUAUCCGCUAUACUUGGCAAUUUCGCCAUAGCUGCUGUGCUGCAGACAACUGCACAACCGCCAACCGAAACACAAAGUGUAGAGUCAAAUCUAUACUUGAAUAAAUUGCAGAGCCAGAGCCAUCUCGUUCGGGAAUUGAAGACUGAUCUACAACGUUUCAAAACUGAUAAAAAGUUAAGUGACGAAACUGAGAAGUUGAACGAUUACAGUGCAACGUAUUCGCCUAAAGUGCAAACACUUGUAUCUGGUAUUCGUCCUUUAAUUCUCACAUAUCGUGAUAGUGCCGUCGAUGUUAUUUCCGGUACAUAUGAAUGGUGCAGUAGUGCAGAUAUCUUACUGGACGCAUUUCUAGAAACGUUCGUUGCAGAUGACACUGAAUCGCGUUAUAAAGUUUUACAUAGUUUGUUCGAUAUAGACUUUGCUGCAGACUUGGUGAGCAAGUUGAAAAAAACAACGGACACGUUGCACAGUGCUUCAGAUUUGGUGUCAAACAUUUUAAACGAAUUUGAUUCUGAUUCAAUCGUACAAAGUCCCUUGUUUGAAGUAUUGUUGAGGCAAGAACUACUCAACGAUGAGAAUAAACGCUACAGUACAGGUCUUAUCGACACAUUAGUCACAGCUAUGAAAACAUAUAUAAAAAAUCCAGAGCUCUUACAACAGGAGCUUUCAUCAACCAAGCUUGCGGAUGCAGUAGGUUCACUUGUUGGUACUCAUGUCAACGAACAACAAGAACCCAGACAACUUACCAAUCAACAACAAUAUGGCCAACAUCUCAACAACCAACAACAAGAACCCAGACAACUUACCAACCAACAACAACAUAGCCAACGUCUCAACAACCAACAAAAACAAUCAACCACCGAACAAACAACUGCCGAUGCUCAACUUUAUGUUCAAUAUAGAGAUCGCGUCUUGGCUCAAUUUCAAUUAACUAAAAAUUUCUUUAACGAUUAUAAACGUACUAUAGAUAGCACCAUCAGCAGCAUAGACGGGCUGGAAGUAAAGGGUUUGGGGAAGAAUCAACAAUCCUCACCAAAUAACCGUGGCGCUUCUACUGAUAAUUUACUGAAGAAUGCUGCCAGAGCAUUGAAAACCAAUUGUAAACCAUUUACGACCUCGCAAUUAUAUGCAUAA
Molecule: messenger RNA, 1244 nt
Organism: Bactrocera dorsalis (oriental fruit fly)
Lineage: Eukaryota; Metazoa; Arthropoda; Insecta; Diptera; Tephritidae
Exons: 2
Coding region: 90-1244 (384 amino acids)
Source: RefSeq, a predicted model, not a curated record